Messenger RNA from Strongylocentrotus purpuratus (purple sea urchin), 2616 nucleotides. RefSeq names its product EIN3-binding F-box protein 1. The transcript is spliced from 2 exons. Gene Ontology annotation, cellular component: SCF ubiquitin ligase complex. Bases 137 to 2068 code for a protein of 643 amino acids. The record is from RefSeq and is a predicted model, not a curated record. Gene Ontology annotation, molecular function: protein binding. Gene Ontology annotation, biological process: SCF-dependent proteasomal ubiquitin-dependent protein catabolic process. NCBI's taxonomy places the organism in Eukaryota, Metazoa, Echinodermata, Echinoidea, Camarodonta, Strongylocentrotidae.
UUCACACAUGCGCAGAGCUCAGCAUGUGACCCACACCAUGUUUACAUAAUUGUGAGAUCGGCAUAGACUCUAUAAACGAUUUUGCUGAAAUCUUACACUAGAAUGACACCAAGAUAGUGUAACAACAUCCUACAACAUGGCCGACAAUUUACCGCAAGAGCUUAUAGCUCACAUCUUUAACUUCCUCUGCUAUGCUGAUCGGGAGGAGGCUUCUGUGGUCUGUCAAGACUGGUUCCAAGCCUCCUUAGAUCCUGCACUCCACAGGAACACGCAGAUCACCCUGAGAGCAUCAUCUUCAGCGGGAAAACAUCUUCAGGACCUUGGACAAAGAAAGAGUCCAAAGCUAGUCAUCACCUAUGUGGAAGGAUCCAAUGCAGACUUUCUCCUGAAAGAAGUUGGUCGGCACCUUGGUCCGCAUCUCCAGUAUCUAUGCCUCAAAGGAUGUGACCUUACACAGAAGAUGUUCCUAGGCAUCCUUGCCCACUGCGACAACCUGGUGUCACUUGAUCUGAGCUGCUGCAACAGUAUGUUCAUGUCUGGUACCCUUCUGCAGAAGGAGGAAGAUAAACGGGUGGCCCUCCAGGCUUUCAGGAAGUUAAAGAAGUUGUCUUUAGGAUCAAUCAGGUACUUGUCUGAUGCACUUUUCAACCUGUUUGUAGCCACUACUCCUCAACUAGAAGACUUGUCUCUUGCGGGAUGCAACAUAGCAUUUCAGACGGACCCCUACCGCAACAGAGAUAUGGGAAAGGACUCGGUCACUGUACUUACUUUCUCCAAUCUCCUAGCAUUUGUGAAGAGGUCCGCAUCAACUCUGACCUCUUUGGACCUUAGUCUGACUACAGUAACCAGUGAGGCGUUGACAUCCCUAGCCAACGUACCAAAUCUCAAACUGAAGCGAAUUGUUUUGGUGAGGUGUACCCAUCUGACAGAUGAGGGUGUGAAGAAUCUUGCACAUCUUCAGCCAAGCUUAAAGGAAGUAAUCCUGGCAUCAUGUCCAUCUGUAGGAAACGUUGCUAUCAACGCCAUCACGCAGAAUCUCGGGAGCUUGGAGAAACUGAAUCUAAACAAACUCAAGUCCAUUCCUCAGGAUACCUUUGAGCAGCUGACGUCAAACCUGACCAAGUUGACCCAUCUAAGCUUGGCAAGUAACCUCAAUCUAAAAGGCGCUCAGAUGCUGAAGGGAUUAAAGGGUGCUUCCUUCUCACAUUUGAGAUCUCUGAAUCUUCAAGGUUGUCCUCAGGUGGAUGAUGAUGUGGUCUUCUGCAUCUGUGAUGCUACACCAGAUCUUGAGGAACUCAAUCUCAGCUCAUCUCAUGCCAUGACAGACCUCAGCGUUCAUCGCAUCUCGGCCAAGCUCCACUGCCUGAGACGGCUCAACCUCAGCUGGUGUCAGCGAAUCACCGACUUUGGUCUCCUUGGACUGGACAAAGAUUGUCCAGUUAUCUCUCCUCCUGAUGAAUCCUCUAAGCACAGCAGUGACCGCUACACUCGCAGUCACAGCAACAUGGGCUUCUUCAGGCCAGCAAAAUUCGAAGAGGUCAUCUUGACCGUGCCAGAAGAUGAGAUGCAGGAAUACCUCAAAUCUACAUCAAGAGUAGCAAUCAACGCCAUCAAGACUCUGGAGUAUCUCAACCUGGCAGCUUGCCAUCAUCUGACAGACCUAUGCAUUCAGGAGAGCAUAUCCUUCCCUCGCUUGCAAACCCUGGAUCUGCGCAUGUGCCGGAAUGUCACCGACAAAAGCCUCGAGUCCAUCGCAAAGAAGAACCCCCACCUACGGGAUCUGACGAUCAGUGAAUGCAACCAGAUUACAGAUGUAGGUGUGAUAGCCAUAGCUGAGGGGUCGUCUCGUCUCUCAUCUCUCACCAUUCCUCGAUGUCUCAUCACUGAGAAGAGCUUGGAUGCCCUCGCCAUGCACUGUAGGCACCUCAAGUUCUUGGACGUAUCUCAGUGUAAUGUUCCCAUCGCUGCUGUAGAUAAGAUGUCUAGCAAGCUGCCUUGUCUCCAAACCGUCAUCACAUCGUACUUAGACGGCAACCUAUCUACAAUGUACCAACCAGAAUUCUUCUGAGAAAAUCACAAUGUAUUCUAAGAAAUAUGUGUGUUACAUGCAAUCUACAAUAUUCUCUAUCGUGGCAUCUCUUUUUCUAUUAUUUUGUAGUAUGAUGUACAGUAUGCCUCAUUUGGAGCCAGACAGAACUUGUACAUGAAUACAGUUCAACAUGUUUUGGGGGAAUUUCUUUAAAAAAAAUAAAACCAAAAUGUGAUAUCAGUAAGAUGAUCAAGAGAAGCAAUUACCAAGGAAAGUAUUUGUUUGCCAAUUGGACAUUAACAAAAACAUAAAGAAGCAACUCAUUCCAAUCCAGUUUUGUAUCAUUCCAUUUUCAAUCUGACUUUGAAUUCUGCACAGUGUAAUAACCUCGAAACAAGUGCCAUAGUCUUUGGUGUUAUAUCAGUGAUAUAACCAUUUUGGCAGUUUGUGUGAUAUGACACAGUUACAUACCAGUACUGGUUGCGUGUACCUGUUGACUACUGAAUUCUCGCAUUGCCAUAGGCUUAAUACAGGGGCCACACAGUUCCAUAAGACAAUGGGUUAACAAAGCAACGUGUGGUAAUAAA